CGAUCAGUCCAGUCAGUUCAAUGAUGUCGUGAUCAGCUGAUCGCAUGCUCGCUCGAUCAUUAUGUCCAGCGCGUGUUUUCGGCCGUGCGCAUGGCGGGUCCUAGUGUGCUUUUCCGCGCUUCUAGCCCUCGGCUCCGCUUUCGAGGAGAUCGACGAUCGAGUCGUCACUAAAUAUCUCAGUGUUUCGACGAAGAACCACUCUAUAAAGACGCCGAGGGUUGGAGAUGCAGACGAAGUGUGCCUAAGGCCGAACUGCGGCACGAGCGGAGGCCCGAGUCCCUUGGCGGGAGCAACCAACGCGUCCGAAUAUCACCGAUUCGUGGCCAAUUUCCCGUCACCGAUCGAUUUCCUUCCGGUCGACAGCCGCGACGAAAAAUGCGCCGCCGACAGCCGCUCCGUCCUCUACAACUAUCAACUUUUCCAGCUUUGGGCCCUCAAAAUGGUAGACUCGAUGGCCAAAGUUCCAUCAGGACUUUUGGAGGGCAAUGUGAAUCAUUUAGGCCAUUUCGACGAAUGCGUGAUGGCCAAGGCCGAUGAUGACUCAUUCAGCGGCCAGUACUGUCUGGCUGCUGUCAAAUACAGACUCCCAGACAAUUUGAAACAUAUGGAUCAGUUGCUUCAUUCAUAUUAUUACAUGAACAGCGAUCUUGAUGAUCCUGGUCACCGUAUUCCUCACUUCUCGAGCAGCGACUGGGCUCUGUGCGUUCCGACGAGCUGCUCUCACACUGACGUCGAGCGACGGAUCCGGCAGGUGCUCGACCGAGCCACGCGGGACUUCCACUCAGGCAACUUCUCCUUGGACGUUGUCGUCCGACAUGAUAUGUGUCAAUCGAAGCACCAGAUCCCUCCGGUCCAUCUCACCUCUCCUGCCGUGUUAUUUUUCUUGUUCUUCCUCUUCCUGUGCAUGGUGGCAACUAUUCUGGAUUACAGGACCAGUGCAUCGGAAACAGAAACUCCCAAGUUGAAUGAAAAGGGGCUGGCAGGCAAAUUACUGUAUGCUUUCUCUGUGCGUCGCAAUUUAAAUGUUAUUUGUGACAUGAAACCAGGACCAGGAGAGAUUCCGUGCCUGCAUGGCGCUCGAUUUUUGGCUGCCAUCGCUCUGCUUUUAUCCCAUAAAACCAUGGCCCUAUUUUACAUACCGUUUGUGAACAGAAAUCAGAUGGUUACGAAUAUGAGUGGAGCAUGGUCUGUGAUUGGAAGGACUGCCAUCAUUUACACCGAUGUAUUCAUCUACAUUAGUGGAAUUUUAACAGGAGCCAACCUUUUAAAACAACUUAGCAAGAAUAGCAAGCUGAACUUAGUAGACAUCUAUGCCAAUAGAUGGUGCAGAUUCACUCCAAACCUACUUGUAGUGAUCUUAUUUUGCACUUACAUACUUCCAUCCCUUGGAUCUGGGCCCAUGUGGAAUCUGGUGGUGUCUAGGCAUGCCGAUCUGUGCACAAAUAAUGCUUGGCGAAGUCUCAUGUACAUACAUAAUUACUUUGGUUUCGAAAAUAUGUGCUUGACUCAUACCCAUCAACUAGGUAUUGACAUGCAAUUAUUUAUCGCUGCACCGCUGUUUGUGUACUGCAUGUGGAGGUGGCCUAGAUUCGGAAUUCCUUUCACGAUUGUUAUGGCAGUCCUAUCCACAGCAUUGAGAUUUUAUGUCUCUUACCAAAAUAAUUUGACUGUUGUUAUCGUUUUUGGAAUCUCGGUGUCACAGUUAUUUGAUGUAGCUAAUUUAUCGUACAUUCUACCAACUCAUCGGUUGACAAUUUAUCUGAUGGGGACCUUGACUGCAUAUUACUUGCACCAUAAAAAAGACCAGUUGAAAAUUUCUAAAGCCACCCUCUACUUUGGCUGGACUGUUGCAAUAAUCAGUGGACUGUGGGCUCUUCUCGGUCCUUAUAAAAUGUCAUUCAUGGACUUCAAGUACGACCCCAUGGAAGCAGCUUUCUAUACAGCUUUUGCUCCUGUUAUUUGGGGCUUUUUCCUCGUUUGGAGUGUUAUCAUGGUUGAACACAAUCAUGCAGGUUGGUUUGGAACAUUCUUAUCACUACCUUGUUUCAAAAUGUUCACUCAGAUUGCAUAUGCAAUUUAUUUAACACAGUUCCCAAUUUUCUUCUACAAUAUCGGUAGAGUCAGGACGUCAAUGGAGCAUUCUCCAUGGAUGAUGUUUAAUUUUGGUGAAUUCAGUUUCAUAUUUUUAACAUCAACGGUGCUCACUGUCAUGUUCGAUCUCCCAUUCCAGCAUGUCAGAAAAUUACUAUGGCCCUCUUUUAAAAGUUCCUAUAAUGUCGAACAAGCUUUUCAAAGUAAAACUGAGUCCGCAUCAACUGUGAUAUCAAACAAGAAGGAUUCAGAUGUAAGCUCCAAACUCAAGGAGUUAGAGAAUAAUAACAUAAUUUUUGAUCUUUGCAAGAAAUCAAAAUGAAAAGAUCGCUCUUUAAAUAUUGUUCGCAUUUAGUUUUAAUGCUUUGUUACGUUAUAUUUUUUUUUUUUGAAAUUCAAGCAUUGAAAACAAUUACCUAAUAAUCAUACUUACUUUCCUAUUUUUCAGCUCAAUAUGUUGUGAAUGUUAGUGUGCCCACAAAAUGUUUAAAUUUCAAACUAUCUGACUGGAUCUGUAAAAAGGGACAUUAUUUUCUGGGAAAAUAUUUUUAAGCUUUUUGCAAAUGCAUGGAGGGAAAAAAUCUGGAAAUUUCUGCGCAAGUUUGACCUUGAAUGCUUAAAAAUUGGAGAUGAUAUGAGUCCUGGAGCUACAAAAACUCUCAGGUCAUAGAAAAAGUGAUUUCAGCUUUUGAAAAAAGUUAAGGAAAAUUUCCCUCCAGGGGAUGAUGUCCCUAUUUACAGAUCCAGCCACAAACGUUGAUGAUUGUUCAAUACAAAUUUUUACUUUAGCUACAACAUUGAAAUGUGUUGUGAAGUUGGACCUUUUUCUAAAAUUAUCAAGAACAAGAACUUCUGCAUCCAGCCGAAUAUCUCAGGUUCGUCAGGUGUUGUCUCACGCUCUCUGUAAUGUCCCUUAUUUGAGCAGUUCGUUGUCUCCUACAACAUUCUUAUGUUUGGCUUCAUUCUUAUGUUUGCCUUUUUGCGUCUCCAAAUCCAGUGUUGUGAAAGAUGAAAGUAAUGAAAUAUUUUCAUUUCAAAGGAAUUUGCAGAUUCCCAUACUUGUUAAGUGAUGAAUUUCAUUUUUCUAGUCCCUGUAUGUUAUGUAUUUAUGUUUAGUUAGUUCUGACUUUUUUGUUAAUUUUAAUGUAAAUAUCGAAUUCUUUUUUUAUAAGUUACUUUAAAUAGGGUAUCAAUUUAGGUGAGUUUCUCUUCAUUUUUUUAAGCGGUUACUAAUAAUCUGCUCUUUUUUAUGGCACCAAUUCAAAAGAUUACGCAUAUAGUACCAAGAAAUCUGGCAGCGGCUACAUUUUUAAUACUUAAUUUGAUGUUCCUCUCGACUUACUGAGCACUAUGAGCUUUUGAAAUCCAAAUUUCUAUGUGCCAAUUUCAAAAAAAGCAGGGUUGAAAAGUGCGCUUUUCAGUUUUUUUACAGGAACUCUCCAAUUAAUGGAGAUGUGUCAUGUAUGUUUAAUGUCAUUUAUUUUGAAGUAAUUCCUGGGAUUGUCUCCCAGUUCAAACCACAUAUGAGCUGGCAGUUUUUCCCCCUGCAGAUUGACAUCAUAAGAAGGGAUUAAUCCAUAGAGGUAUCCACAAAUUUUUUAUAAUUUUUUUCAUUUUUUAGUUACAAAAUCCAUGAUCACUAAAUAUUUUAAAAAAGCUGCCUCUAAUUGCUUAUCAACCACCUUUGAAAGUUAGUUUUUAGGCAUGGUUCUAAUGAGUUAAAUUGAGAGCUUCCAAUAAACAGUCAGGAAUAUUUGUAGGCAUGUCACAAUACCCCAACUUUUUGUACUUUUAUAAUAAAUAAAUUACUUUUUUUCUUCUCCAAUUUUUAUAACAAAUCAUAUGUACAUAAAAUCAUGUCUCCAUUUUCCUAAGUAUCGUCUUUCAAAAAUUAAAGUCAUUUCGGGUGAAUGGUUAAUUUCUCGAAUUUUAUGACAAAAAAAGUAGUUUCACAAGGUCCUGAAUCACAGAGAGCACAAGUACUCAAAAAAUGUUUCACAACUAUUUAUAGUUUUGUAUUUGUUGUAGCUGAUUCUGUGAAGCAACCCCUCUUAUCUCGAACACCUUUCACGUCUUUCAGAAAUCCAACGUAGCCUUGUUAGGCAGUUUUAAGCUCUGUCCAGCAAGUGAUAGCAUGAGAUCUGGCUUUCGAAAGGUGAGAUUUCAUAGAGAAUUGUUAAAUAAUAUUACCAGACAACUCAAUAAGGUGAAAUGCUGUUUGAAACCAAUAUAUUCCUACUAAACAGCACAAAUAGAGUGUAGAAAAAAAUGGCAAGGCAGCCACCUAGUGACAUCAACAUGCACAUCAGCCUGUCAGCCGAGAGGCUUGAACAAGGAGUAGACUCUAUUGUAUGCCAACAUGACCCAACUUUAUCACGAUUUCUAAUAAAUCUGUGUUCGAUUGUUGUGGCUUAGAAAUAUACAUUUCUCAACCA
Messenger RNA from Bemisia tabaci, 4526 nucleotides. RefSeq names its product nose resistant to fluoxetine protein 6. Gene Ontology annotation, molecular function: acyltransferase activity, transferring groups other than amino-acyl groups. Lineage: Eukaryota; Metazoa; Arthropoda; Insecta; Hemiptera; Aleyrodidae. The record is from RefSeq and is a predicted model, not a curated record.